Messenger RNA from Arabis nemorensis, 1293 nucleotides. NCBI's taxonomy places the organism in Eukaryota, Viridiplantae, Streptophyta, Magnoliopsida, Brassicales, Brassicaceae. The record is from the annotation of a GenBank genome assembly.
AUGGCGGACGUUAAAGCUCAAUCGGAAUCGGAAUUGGAAUCGCUGGUUGGCAAUCAGCCGCAUCAGCCUCCGGUUGAUGUGGUGGAGGAAGAAGAGCGGAAAGUAUCACCGGCGCCGCCGCCGCAGCAACAUCCACAGUGGAUGAGAUAUCCUCCGGCCGUUGUAAUGCCACAUCAGAUGAUGUACGCUCCGCCUCCUUAUUCUCCUUAUCUUCAUCAUCAAUAUCAUAACAACAACCAUCGUGGUGGUGGUAACAACAACAAGCACCAGAACGCAUCUAACGGUGAGAACAAAACCAUUUGGAUUGGUGAUUUGCAUCAUUGGAUGGAUGAAAAUUAUCUUAAUUCCUCAUUCGCUUCCGUCGGCGAGAUUGCUUCCGUCAAGGUUAUUCGCAAUAAGCACACUGGUUUGUCUGAAGGCUAUGGAUUUGUGGAAUUUGGUUCGCAUGAUAUCGCUGAUAAGGUUUUGCAGGAGUUUAAUGGAGCAACUAUGCGGAAUACAGAGCAACCUUUCCGUUUAAACUGGGCCAGUUUUAGCACCGGUGAAAAGCGGUUAGAGAACAAUGGUCCUGAUCUCUCUAUUUUUGUGGGGGAUUUGGCGCCAGACGUCUCUGAUACUCUGUUGCACACCACCUUCUCGGAGAAAUACCCAUCUGUUAAAGCUGCAAAAGUUGUCAUAGAUGCCAACACUGGCAGAUCUAAGGGCUAUGGCUUCGUGAGGUUUGGAGAUGAUGAGGAGCGGACCAAAGCAAUGACGGAGAUGCACGGUGUGAAAUGUUCAAGCAGAGCUAUGCGAAUUGGUCCUGCAACACCUAGGAAGACUACCGGUUAUCAACAACAAGGAGGAUACAUGCCAAAUGGUGCCUUGGCACGUCCUGAAGGGGAUUCGUUAAACACAACCAUAUUUGUUGGAGGACUUGACUCCAGUGUCUCUGAUGAAGAUCUAAGACAACCUUUUGCUGAAUGUGGAGAAAUAGUUUCAGUCAAGAUUCCUGUUGGUAAAGGAUGUGGAUUUGUUCAAUUUGUUAACAGACCGGAUGCAGAGGAGGCUCUGGAGAAACUAAAUGGGACUGUAAUUGGAAAACAAACAGUUCGCCUUUCUUGGGGCCGUAAUCCUGGCAAUAAGCAGCCUAGAGAUAAGUAUGGAAACCAAUGGGCUGGACCGUACUAUGGAGGACAGUAUUACAAUGGGUAUGGAUACAUGGUACCGCAACCUCAUGACCCGAGAAUGUAUGCUGCUGCACCUUACGGAGGAUAUUCGAUGUACGGUGGUCAUCAGCAACAAGUAAGCUGA